AUGGAGUGAGAGCGAGCUGAGGGAACAGUUAUUGAAGUUGUACUUGUUGUUAUUUGGUUAGCCACCGAGGUUUUUAACAAUGCAACUGUUAAUGAACUCUUCAGUGCUUCGGAUGUUUUAGAAUCUGAUGCUUUUGGCGAUGGGGUCACUGAAGCUCAACGUUGGUCAAGAGAAUCCAGCGACAACGGCCACAGUGGAAGAGGCUCUGCUGUGCCAGGGACUGAAUAACCAGAGCUACAUCUGUGAGUCGGGUCACUGCUGCGGAGAGACCCAGUGCUGCAGCUACUACUAUGAACUGUGGUACGUGUUAAGUGUCUUUGGUCCAUGUUCUGUGGGCCCUCUGCAGGGUUCUGGUUGGUGUGGACUCUGAUCAUCAUCCUCACAUGCUGCUGUGUUUGUCAGCACUGGCGCUCCAAGCAGCGCUUCCAGCAGCAGCGGCGGCAGAACGAGAUCAACCUCAUCGCCUACAGAGAGGCUCACAACAACUCCCAGCUGCCCCUCUACCUCAGAUUCCUGCCCAACUACCUGCUGCCAGCCUAUGAGGAGGUAGUGAACCGGCCAGUCACCCCUCCUCCACCCUACACCCCCCUGCAGUCGGCACCCCACACGCCCACAGACCCUGCUGAGGACUCUCCUUGCCCCGACCUCGCCCUCUCUGUUUGCAGUGAUGCUGAUGCAGCGCUGCCUGGUUCUCCAGAGGUCCCGCUCAGCCCCCUCCACAGCGCCUCCCACCCCAACAAGGACUCCACCCCGGGCAGGUACCGGCGCUUCACAGGGGAUUCUGGGAUUGAAGUGUGCGAUGGCCAGGAGCUGUGGGAUCAGCACAGCUUUUUAGAAAGAGAAGUGAUGGAGGAAGAGGGGGCGGGGCAAAUGGAGGAGCCAUGUGAUGGACUUGAACAAAGCCAAGUCAGCGGAGCGGAGAUCCACAGACACGCAGCGGUGGAAACAGAGCCACAGUCCCAUAGCUAGUGCUGAAUACAGACACUGAUCCUGUGCUGAGGCCGGGCUCUGGGCUCUGUGGGGGUUUGACUAACAGGUGCGAGUGACAGGCCUGGAGACAGAUAACCGAUAAAGCAGAAAGUAUGUUUUCAGCCGAGCUCCUCUCUUCUUGUUUUCAAGUUGAGGUUUGGUUUGUGGCUCACAUCCCCCCUCCCCAAGGUGGCACUACUGUUAAUGUGUACUCGCACAGUUUCUGAAGCUGUGUCCAGUGCUUCUGAUCCACAGAACUCCAUGUAUGUGAUCUGUCUGCGACAUCACACCAGUUCAUGUAUACAUAUACCCCCCCCCCCUACAACACAUAUAUUUGUACAUUUACAUGAAAACUUAUCUUGAACACAUUUAUUUCUGAAAGAAUUGCAACCCAGAUCUAUACCAAGCAGAACGUUAGUGUAAUGUUUUUGCGGGUGUGUGAUAAGCUGAUGUCAGCCUGGUGUCUGAUGCUAGCUAUAGAUAAUAUCUCAUAGAUCAACAAGCAGGACUCUUUAGCAUCAAUGUGUCCAUUACGUCAAGGUUUCAUUCGCCAAAUCAGACUAUCCCAACAGGUUUUGUACAACAUGUACGUUUAGUUGAGUUGAAUGACAGCUGUGGCUCCGUGCUCCUCCUGGUGUUGCUGCACAGCUGUUCAACAGAGGUAUGCCACGGACCAACAUUCUGUAGUAAUGCUGUCCAUCAAGUUUCAGCCUCCCUGACAAACCUAGAAACAACUUGUUUUUGAAACAUCAAUCACCUUUUCGUAGAUGCUUUUUACUUCACACCUGUAUCCAGAAGCCAUCGUAAUGAGAGUUCAGGUCCACAGCAGCAUGUGACCAAACUGAAGCAGAGCCACAGAUUCCAUGGCUGGUCGCUCAUUAUGAGAGGCAUAGUGAAGCUUUUAAGGGCUCAUUUUUUUCAAAAUGUUCUGCAUGAGUUUUUCUCAUUGAUGCUACACUCCUGCUCUGAUCAGAGUUCGCCAGGUGAGUGAGGGGGCAGGUGUGCUGCAUACCGCAGAAGCAGACUACAUUGGCAUGUCCUGGUUUACUGGAACUAACUACUAAUAUCUGGGCUUAUUGCUAAUUCCUUCUAGAAAAUAGCUUCAUGGUAAAAUCAGUCCUUCAGCCUUUUAAAGUGUACAGUGUGAUACACAGGCCUUACAGUUCCACAGGUUAGCCAGCACAGCUGCGAUCUGUCAGAGCCAAGUAUGGAGACAUAUAACAGACAUAGCACGAUGCUUUACUCCAACGGUGAUGCAACGUUCUUCAUAAAAAUGUGUCAAAGAAGAUGCAUUAAAUAGGUGUGUGUGUGUGUGUGUGUGUGUGUGUGUGUGUGUGUGUGUGUAUGUGUGUGUGUGUGUGCGUGUGUGUGUGUGUGGUGAGAUGCCACAGUGCCAUAAUGUGCAGGGGUCAGGGGAAGUGUGUGUGUGAGAGAGUGAGAGAGACACUCCAUGCUGCUGCACUGUACAGUAUAUGCUCUUUUUAAUCCGCUGAAUGAAAAUAUAGUUUUCUGUCACAGUUUUUAAUGAGUAAUUAAAAGUAAUGGAGACCACCUGGC
Messenger RNA from Eleginops maclovinus (Patagonian blennie), 2526 nucleotides. RefSeq names its product WW domain binding protein 1-like a (gene wbp1la). NCBI's taxonomy places the organism in Eukaryota, Metazoa, Chordata, Actinopteri, Perciformes, Eleginopidae. Bases 325 to 969 code for a protein of 214 amino acids. The transcript is spliced from 4 exons. The record is from RefSeq and is a predicted model, not a curated record.